Molecule: messenger RNA, 6347 nt
Organism: Xenopus laevis (African clawed frog)
Lineage: Eukaryota; Metazoa; Chordata; Amphibia; Anura; Pipidae
Product: protein kinase C theta type
Exons: 8
Coding region: 129-1034 (301 amino acids)
Source: RefSeq, a predicted model, not a curated record
UUUCCAUUUCCCCAAAAGAAGACCGGGAGCCAAAGAAGCCACGAGUGGAAGUGGAAAGACCCAAUGCUUUGCUGAUCACCAACUAUAAGUUCCACGCGCAACUUGGGCACGGCACUUUCGGCAGGGUGAUGUUGGCGUCACUCACCAACUCAACCAAGCAUGUGGCUCUCAAAAUCAUUAAGAAGUUGGGCACCAGUAGACAUCAACAAAGUAUCAAGAGUGAAGCACGGGUGCUCAGGAUCUCCGGAGAGUGUCCCUUUCUUUGCAGGGGACUUGCAGCAUUCCAAACGGAGCUGCAUGCCUUUAUGGUGAUGGAGUGCGAGAGCAAAACCAGCCUUUCCCAAAUGAUAAGAAACAGAGGGAAACUAGAGAUGAAGUCCGUAAUCUUCUAUUCUGCAGAACUGGUAAUAGGCCUCCAAUUUCUCCACUCAAGAGGGAUUGUGCACAGGGACUUAAAGCUUUCCAACAUAUUAAUAAGCAAAGAUGGCCACGUCAAAAUUGCAGACUUCGGGGUGAUAGCAGAGGGCGUUUACUACGGGAAGAAGAUAAAGAACAUUGCUGGAACCAAAAGUUACAUGGCUCCAGAGAUCUUCUUGAAUCGUCCGUAUGACUCAGGGGUCGACUGGUGGGCCUUUGGGAUCAUUCUGUGCGGGAUGGCUACUGGGCAAUCACCAUUCAACGCUGGCCAGGACAAGAACUAUCUGGCAUAUCUAGUCACCAGGACCAGACCCGUGUAUCCAACAGGGCUGAGCACAAAAGCUAGGGCACUUCUGGACGAGCUGCUAGAGAAGGUUCCAGAGAUGCGCCUGGGCACAAGAGGAUAUAUCCGGAGUCAUCCCUUCUUUCAUUCCAUCAACUGGGCAGACCUGGAGAGCCUGAAGGUGCCACCCCCUUUAAAGCCCCAAGGAUUUUCACUAGAGGAUUUAACAGCAAAAUAUAAAGGGCCAUUGUCAUUCCUGCAGGACAUUCCCUGUAAUGUUUCAUCUGAUGACAAAAUGGUUCAGGAAUUUUCAUUUCAGAACUCCAGAUGGUGAGUAUAAAACCAGGCCCCCUGCCUACAGCCUCACAACAAUGGGCCCCUACCUCCAUCCCCACAAGACCAGGCCCCUACCUCCUGCCCCACAAAACCGGACUUCCUGCCUCCGGCCCACAACAACGGGCCCCUGCCUCCGGCCCACAAGACCAGGCCCUGCCCCAUAACACCAGGCCUCACAACAACGGGCCCCUGCCUCCGGCCCCACAAAACCAGGCCCCCUGCCUAUUGCCCCACAAGACUGGGCCCCUGCCUCCGGCCCCACAAAACUGGGCCCUGCCUCCGGCCCCACAAGAUCGGGCCCCUGCCUCUUGCCACACAAGACCAGGCCUCUGCCUCGUGCCCCAGAAAAGGGGCCCCCUGCAUCAACAAUGGGCCCUGCCUCCGGCCCCACAAGACCGGGCCCCUGCCUUCUGCCCCACAAGACCGGGCCUCUGCCCCAGAAAACCAGGAACUUUGCAACAACAAUGGGCCCCUGCCUCCAGCCCCACAAGACUGGGCCCCUGCCUCCUGCCCCACAACAAUGGGCCCCUGCCUCCUGCCCCACAACAAUGGGCCCCUGCCUCGGCCCCACAACAAUGGGCUCCUGCCCCACAAGACCAAACCCCUGACUCCGGCCCCACAAAACCGGGCCUCCUGCCUUCAGCCCCACAACAACGGGCCACUGCCUCCGGCCCCACAACAACGGGCCCCUGCCUCCGGCCCCAACAGACCGGGCCCUGCCUCCUGCCCCUUAACACCAGGCCCCACAACAACUGGCCCCUGCCUCCUGCCCCACAAAACCAGACCCCCUAUCUCCGACCUCACAACAAUGGGCCCCUGCCUCCAGCCCCACAAGACCGGGCCCCUGCCCCCUGCCCCACAAGACUUUGCCCCUGCCUCCUGCCCCACAAGACUGGGCCCCUGCCUCCUGCCCCAUAACACCAGGCCCCACAACAACGGGCCCCUGCCUCUGGCCCCAAAAGACCGGGCCCUGCCUCCUGCCCCACAAAACCGGACCUCCUGCCUUCAGCCCCACAACAACGGGCCCCUGCCUCCGGCCCCACAACAACGGGCCCCUGCCUCCUGCCCCACUACAACGGGCCCCUUCCUCCGGCCCCAAAAGACCGGGCCCUGCCUCCUGCCCCUUAACACCAGGCCCCACAACAACUGGCCCCUGCCUCCUGCCCCACAAAACCAGGCCCCCUGUCUCUGGCCCCACAACAAUGGGCCCCUGCCUCCAGCCCCACAAGACCGGGCCCCUGCCUCCUGCCCCACAAGAUUGGGCCCCUGCCUUCUGCCCCACAAGACUGGGCCCCUGCUUCCUGCCCCAUAACACCAGGCCCCACAACAACGGGCCACUGUCUCCUGCCCCACAAAACCAGGCCCCCUGCCUCCUGCCCCACAAAACCAGGCCCCCUGCCUCCGGCCCCACAACAAUGGGCCCCUGCCCCACAAGACCAAACCCCUGACUCCGGCCCCACAAAACCGGGCCUCCUGCCUUCAGCCCCACAACAACGGGCCCCUGCCUCCGGCCCCACAACAACGAGCCCCUGCCUCUGGCCCCACAACAACGGGCCCCUGCCUCUGGCCCCAAAAGACCGGGCCCUGCCUCCUGCCCCACAAAACCGGGCCUCCUGCCUUAAACCCCACAACAACGGGCCCCUGCCUCCGGCCCCACAACAACGGGCCCUUGCCUCCCGCCCCACUACAACGGGCCCCUUCCUCCGGCCCCAAAAGACCGGGCCCUGCCUCCUGCCCCUUAACACCAGGCCCCGCAACAACUGGCCCCUGCCUCCUGCCCCGCAAAACCAGGCCCCCUGUCUCUGGCCCCACAACAAUGGGCCCCUGCCUCCAGCCCCACAAGACCGGGCCCCUGCCUCCUGCCCCACAAGAUUGGACCCCUGCCUUCUGCCCCACAAGACUGGGCCCCUGCUUCCUGCCCCAUAACACCAGGCCCCACAACAACGGGCCCCUGCCUCCUGCCCCACAAAACCAGGCCCCCUGCCUAUUGCCCCACAACAAUGGGCCCCUGCCUCCGGCCCCACAAGACCUGGCCCCCUGCCUUCUGCCCCGCAAAACCAGGCCCCCUGCCUCCGGCCCCACAACAAUGGGCCCCUGCCCCACAAGACCAAACCCCUGACUCCGGCCCCACAAAACUGGGCCUCCUGCCUUCAGCCCCACAACAACGGGCCCCUGACUCCGGCCCCACAACAACGGGCCCCUGCCUCAGGCCCCAAAAGACCGGGCCCUGCCUCCUGCCCCUUAACACCAGGCCCCACAACAACGGGCCCCUGCCUCCUGCCCCACAAAACCAGGCCCCCUGCCUCCGGCACCACAAAACCAAAGCCCCUGCCUCCGGCCCCACAACAAUGGGACCCUGCCUCCUGCCCCACAAGACUGGGCCCCUGCCCCAACAAUAUUGGGCCCCUGGCCCCCUGCCCCACAAGAACAGACCCCUUACUCCGGCCUCACAAUAUCGGGCCCCUGCCUUCUGCCCACAACAACGGGCCCCUGCCUCCGGCCCCAAAAGACCAGGCCCUGCCUCCUGCCCCACAAAACCGGGCCUCCUGCCUUCAGCCCCACAACAACGGGCCCCUGCCUUCGGCCCCACAACAGCGGGUCCCUGCCUCCGGCCCCAAAAGACCGGGCCCUGCCUCCUGCCCCUUAACACCAGGCCCCACAACAACUGGCCCCUGCCUCCUGCCCCACAAAACCAGGCCCCCUGUCUCCAGCCCCACAACAAUGGGCCCCUGCCUCACAAGACUGGACCUCUGCCUCCUGCCCAAUAACACCAGGCCCCACAACAUCGGGCACCUGCCUCCUGCCCCACAAAACCAGGCCCCAGACUCCGGCCCCACAAAACCGGGCCUCCUGCCUUCAGCCCCACAACAACGGGCCCCUGCCUCCGGCUCCACAACAAUGGGCCCCUGCCUCUGGCCCCAAAAGACCAGGCCCUGCCUCCUGCCCCACAAAACCGGGCCUCCUGCCUUCAGCCCCACAACAACGGGCCCCUGCCUCCGGCCCCACAACAACUGGCCCCUGCCUCCCGCCCCACAACAACGGGCCCCUGCCUCCGGCCCCAAAAGACCGGGCCCUGCCUCCUGCCCCUUAACACCAGGCCCCACAACAACUGGUCCCUGCCUCCUGCCCCACAAAACCAGGCCCCUGCCUCCUGCCCCACAAGAUUGGGCCCCUGCCUCCUGCCCCACAAGACUGGGCCCCUGCUUCCUGCCCCAUAACACAAGGCCCCACAACAACGGGCCCCCUGCCUACUGCCCCACAACAAUGGGCCCCUGCCUCCGGCCCCACAAAACCAGGCCCCCUGCCUCCGGCCCCACAACAAUGGGCCCCUGCCCCACAAGACCAAACCCCUGACUCCGGCCCCACAAAACCGGGCCUCCUGCCUUCAGCCCCACAACAACGGGCCCCACAACAACGGGCCCCUGCCUCCGGCCCCACAACAAUGGGCCCCUGCCUCCUGCCCCACAAGACUGGGCCCCUGCCUCUGGCCCAACAAUAUUGGGCCCCUGCCCCACAAGACCAGACCCCUUACUCGGGCCCCACAAAACCGGGACUCCUUCCUUCAGCCCCACAAUAACAGGCCCCUGCCUCAGGCCCACAGCAACAGGCCCCUGCCUCCGGCCCCAAAAGACCGGGCCAUGCCUCCUGCCCCACAAGACUGGGCCCCUGCCUCCUGCCCCAUAACACCAGGCCCCACAACAACAGGCCCUGCCUCCUGCCCCACAAAACCAAGCCCCCUGCCUAUUGCCCCACAACAAUGGGCCCCUGCCUCCAGCCCCACAAGACCGGGCCCCCUGCCUCCUGCCCCCAACAAUGGGCCCCUGCCCCGCAAGACCAAACCCCUGACUCCGGCCCCAUAAAACUGGGCCUCCUGCCUUCAGCCCCACAACAACGGGCCCCUGCCUCCGGCCCCAAAAGACUGGGCCCUGCCUCCUGCCCCUUAACACCAGGCCCCAACAACGGGCCGCUACCUCCUGCUCCACAAAACCAGGCCCCCUGCCUCCGGCCCCACAAGACCGGGCCCCUGCCUCACAAGACCGGGCCCCUGCCUCCGGCCCCACAAGACUAGGCCCGUGGCUCCUGUCCCACAAGACCUGACUCCGGACCCACAAAACCGGGCCUCCUGCCUCCAGCCCCACAAACCUGGCUUCCUGCCUCCGGCCCCACUACAACGGGCCCCUGCCUCCUGCCCCAUAACACCAGGCCUCACAACAACGUGCCCAUGCCUCCUGCCCCAAAAAACCAGGCCCCCUGCCUAUUGACCCACAACAAUGGGCCUCUGCCUCCGGCCCCACAACAACAGGCCCCUGCCUCCGGCGCCACAAUACCAGGUCCCUGCCUCCUGCCCCACAACAAUGGGCCCCUGCCUCCGGCGCCACAAGACCGGGUCCCUGCCUCCUGCCCCACAAGACUGGGCCCCUGCAUCUGGCCCCAUAAUAUCGGCUCCUGCCCCACAAAACCGGGCCUCCUGCCUUCAGCCCCACAACAACGGGCCCCUGCAUCCGGCACCACAACAAUGGACCCCUGCCUCCGGCCCCAAAAGACCGGGCCCUGCGUCCUGCCCCAUAACACCAGGCUCCACAACAAUGGGCACCUGCCUCCUGCCCCACAAAACCAGGCCCCCUCCCUAUGGCCCCACAACAAUGGGUCCCUGCCUCCGGCGCCACAAGACCGGGCCCCUGCCUCCUGCCCCACAACACCGGGCCCCUGUCUCCUGCCCCACAACACCAGGCCCCUGCCUCCGGGCCCCUCAGCUCCAGCCCCACAAUAUCAUGCCCCUGCCCCACAACAGAUAGCCAUUGCCUCCGGCCCCACAAAAUCGGGGCUCUGUCCCGCAAGACCAGGCCCCUGCCUCCGGCCCACAUUAUAAACGUCCUAUAUAUACCACUGUUCUCCUGCCUCUGACCCACACCUUAAACCAUAAACCACUACCCACCUCUGGUUCACAUAAUACCCCACUGCUGUAUGCCAUAUGAUUGCAGCCCCCCACACCAUUGACUUUCACCAUCACCUUCACAUCGCACAACUCUGGCAUAUUGAUCCUGGGAGUAGUUCCGAUCGCCAUUAAGGGGUCAGGAAGGAAUUUUUCCCCCUCUAGCUUCGCAGAGGGUUUUUGCCUUCCUCAGGAUCAAAGAGCCAAGUGAGGGUUCAUAGUAAUGACUCCCUACCUGUCUGCGGUUUCCAAGGAAGGAAGUAGAACAUAUUUGCCAUCAGGGAUAUAUUUGGGAGCUGUAGAUAUUAGGGAACCCCAAUUAUGGACCUAUCAUUUUUGUCAUCAAUAAAGUUGUGGUUUCACAAAUUUAACCCUAAA